Messenger RNA from Jaculus jaculus (lesser Egyptian jerboa), 2376 nucleotides. RefSeq names its product G protein nucleolar 2 (gene Gnl2). Gene Ontology annotation, cellular component: nucleolus. The transcript is spliced from 16 exons. The coding region runs from base 130 to 2340 and encodes 736 amino acids. The record is from RefSeq and is a predicted model, not a curated record. Lineage: Eukaryota; Metazoa; Chordata; Mammalia; Rodentia; Dipodidae. Gene Ontology annotation, molecular function: GTP binding.
AGUGACGCGCUCCGCACCGCUCGCGUGGUCCGGAGAGGUUCGCGCGGGUCCCCUCGGGCCGGGCCUGGGAAGUUGGAGCUGGUUUUUAUCCCGCGGUAAGGCAGAGCGGAACCCGGAGCCGUCGCCAAGAUGGUGAAGCCCAAGUUCAAAGGACGGAGCACCGUCAACCCCUCCACGGCCAGCACCAACCCGGAUCGAGUACAGGGAGCAGGAGGCCAGAACAUGAGGGAUCGGGCCACAAUCCGGCGCCUGAAUAUGUACAGGCAGAAGGAGCGCAGGAAUAGUCGUGGCAAAGUCAUUAGACCGCUGCAGUAUCAGUCAACGGUAGCUUCCGGCACAGUGGCACGAGUGGAGCCAAAUAUUAAGUGGUUUGGGAACACGCGUGUGAUUAAGCAGUCAUCCUUACAGAAAUUUCAAGAGGAAAUGGAUAAAGUAAUGAAGGAUCCAUACAAAGUUGUCAUGAAGCAAAGCAAGUUACCCAUGUCUCUUCUCCAUGACCGAGUCCAGCCUCAUAACUCAAAGGUACAUAUUCUUGAUACUGAAAGUUUUGAAACCACAUUUGGCCCUAAAUCACAGAGAAAGCGGCCAAAUUUGUUUGCAAGUGAUAUGCAGUCUCUCUUAGAAAAAGCUGAAACGUCCACUGAAAGCUAUGACCAGGGCAAGGAUCGCGACCUGGUGACCGAGGACACGGGUGUGAGAAAUGAAGCUCAGGAAGAGAUCUAUAAAAAGGGACAGUCUAAAAGAAUAUGGGGUGAGCUCUACAAGGUAAUAGACUCAUCAGAUGUUGUAGUUCAGGUUCUUGAUGCUCGAGAUCCGAUGGGCACUCGUUCUCCUCACAUUGAGGCUUACUUGAAAAAAGAAAAACCCUGGAAGCAUCUCAUUUUUGUACUUAACAAGUGUGACCUUGUUCCAGCGUGGGCAACAAAACGAUGGGUUGCUGUCCUCUCCCAGGACUAUCCAACACUUGCUUUCCAUGCAAGUCUUACUAACCCCUUUGGCAAGGGAGCGUUCAUUCAGCUUCUGCGGCAGUUUGGAAAGCUGCACACGGACAAGAAACAAAUCAGUGUUGGAUUCAUUGGAUAUCCAAAUGUAGGCAAAAGCUCGGUUAUAAACACAUUGCGUUCCAAGAAAGUUUGCAGCGUGGCCCCCAUUGCAGGAGAAACAAAGGUCUGGCAGUAUAUUACUUUGAUGCGACGGAUAUUCCUGAUUGACUGUCCAGGCGUGGUUUAUCCUUCUGAAGACUCAGAGACAGACAUUGUGCUGAAAGGAGUGGUUCAAGUUGAAAAAAUUAAGACUCCUGAGGACCACAUUGGUGCUGUCCUUGAACGAGCAAAGCCAGAAUACAUCAGCAAGACUUACAGGAUUGAUUCCUGGGAGAGCGCUGAGGACUUUCUUGAGAAGCUAGCUUUCCGUACUGGGAAGUUACUGAAGGGUGGCGAGCCUGACUUGCAGACGGUGGGUAAAAUGGUUCUCAAUGACUGGCAGAGGGGCCGCAUUCCUUUCUUUGUCAAGCCACCCAACUCAGAGCCAUCUGAAGACCCUCAGCUUCCACCUUCCUCAUCUUUGGAAGUUGCCCAAGAAACAACUGAGCACAGCCCAGAAGAGGAGACGACUGAGACUGUUGGUGAGAGGUCAGAAUCUGUGACCAAAAAGGAACAAGAGGUGCAUUGUCCCCAAGAUUCCAACUCAGAGAUGCAGCAGAUCCUUGCACGGGUCCGGCAGAACUUCGGCAAAAUUAAUGUUGUGCCUCAGUUUUCUGGGGAUGACCUGGUUCCUGUGGAGGUGUCAGACAUCGAAGAAGAUCUUGAAAGUUUGUCUGCAGAAGAGGUGGAGCAGGAGCAGCCAGGAGAGGAUGAGGAAGAGUCUUGCCAGGACCCCCAAGAAGAGCCAAUGGGAAGCAACACCAAAGCAGUGAUUAAAGCCCUGGACGAAAAGAUUGCCAAGUACCACAAGUUUUUAAAUAAAGCCAAAGCUAAAAAGUUCUCAGCAGUCAGAAUAUCCAAGGGAUUAAGUGAAAAGGUUUUUGCAAAAUCAGAAGAACAGAGAAAAAUGUCUGAAGGAGUAAACCAGAGAAAACCGUCUGGAGAAGUAGAUGAUACAGUACCUACCAAAAAGGGAAGAAAGCGGAAGGCACAGAGGGAAGAGGAACCUUCAAAUAAAACUCCAAGAACACUGACAUCUAAGGAACGGAGGAGAGCAGCACGACAACAGCAGUCCAGAAAAGUGGGUGUGCGCUACUAUGAAACCCACAAUGUGAAGAACAGGAAUAGGAACAGAAAGACCGCUGGGGACUCAGAGGGACAGAAACACAGACACAAAAGAUUCAGACAUAAGCAGUAACAUUGAAAAAGCUGUUUAUUAAAUUAUACAAAAAUA